Molecule: messenger RNA, 5603 nt
Organism: Laccaria bicolor S238N-H82
Lineage: Eukaryota; Fungi; Basidiomycota; Agaricomycetes; Agaricales; Hydnangiaceae
Product: coiled-coil protein
Exons: 9
Coding region: 36-5387 (1783 amino acids)
Biological process (GO): dynein-driven meiotic oscillatory nuclear movement; maintenance of protein location in cell cortex; microtubule cytoskeleton organization
Cellular component (GO): mitochondrion; cell cortex
Molecular function (GO): tubulin binding; phospholipid binding
Source: RefSeq, a predicted model, not a curated record
CCUUUGGCGGCGUUGGCAUUUAGCGUUUCUUCAUCAUGACCCGGCAACUGAGGCACUGGCAUUCCCUUAAAACCAUCAUACAACACCCACUCUCUUUUUUGAAAGGACCAGGACGUCGCAAUUCGCUCAUGACAGGCAAAUCUACCGAAACCUCGUCAGAACCCACGUCCGAUGUUCAACUCGAACAAUCUACGGAGACCAACCUGCCUGGCCAAUCAUCUUCGUCACGUAAAGGUCCUGGUCCAUUCGGUGGUUCCUCGGAUGAGCGUUACCCUCACACUCUUUUAUUUGCGUUUCUCCUCCAAUCCUCCUUCCCGUUCCAAGUUUGCCGGACUUUCUCUCCUUCGCCAAGGCCCUCUUUGAGGCUGGAGCACUUCAGCAUCAUGGCUUCAGCUGGUGCUCCUGUUCUUCCAGUAAUGCCCGACUUUUCGGACCACAACAAUCCUUUUUCAACCGCAGGCGACAUGAGAUUUCACUUACAAAACCUUCUCGACAGCAAGGAGAAACAACUGCAGCAAGCAGGCACUCUCGGGCAGCGGGUUCUUGCCCAGCAGAUGGAAUUGGAGGAGCGUAUUAGGCAAUUGCAGGAAAUAGAGGCGGACAAGUCAGAGGAUGAUGAAAUUGACGAAGAUGCGCGUGAGCGGUAUCGCGAACUUGCAGAUACCAUUUUGUCAUGGGACUCGGAGAAUGCGCAGCUUUCUAAUGCCUUUGGUGGCAGUUCCAAACGUUUUACAAAUGGCAAAACACCGUCACCGUUACUAUCCUACGCCGAACUACCCCGCGAAGAACCUGAACGUUCAAAGGCUUCUGCUGGCACCUCUGCUGCCCAAUCGCGGCGGGCCAAAAAUGCGGCUCAUCGAGCUGAUGAUGUUGAAUUUGCUUUCGAAAUUGGUAGUGGACUACUCACAGAAGUUCGCCGAUUACAGAGUCUCCUUGGCGAACGCGACAAAGCUAUCCAGGAUAUGAAGGAAGAGAAGGAUGACCUCGAGAAAUCUGUUGAAAGCCUCAGAACUGCACUGAGACAGCAAGAACAAAGUGCAGACAAGUACAAGGAGGAAAACUGGAAUCUCGAGGUCACUCUUCAAGAACUGCGAACGCAACUCGGCGACUCCCAGUCCUCGACUCAACGACUCGAAUCUGAACACAAGCGUCUCACCAAGUCUCUGGCCACCGCCCGUGAUGCUGGAGAUCAAAACAAGAACGAAGUCGAGAGGCUACAAAAUAUCGUUGAAGAGAUGAAAGCUAAGCACGAGACUGACAUUGCCCAAGCGCGGAAGCACGCAGCAAGCCUUGCCCGAGACAAAUCUGACCUUCAGCAAACGAUAGAUACCAUGAAGGCUGAGGCCGCUCGUGCUGGCCGACGUUUACCUCGUUUUGGUUCUCCACUUACUCCGAAUGGCGCGGAGGGCAAAGACUUUCUCACUCCAGCUGGGGAUGAUGCAGACUCGGAUGUCUUCGGCCAUACUGGUGGCGCUUCAACAAAUAGGCGCAAGCUGGAUACUUCAGGACUGUUUCCUCCUGACGAGUAUGGAGACUUCCCAGACUCUCCUGAGCAAUCUCCCAUUCGUCGCCCAUUCUUGGCAGCAAAUCAUCCAAGUAAUGAGAUUGAGGCUUUACAGCAGAGGCUUGCACAUGCCCAGAGACAGAUCAACACCUUGAAAGGAUCAUUGAAUCGCGAGAAGCAGAUGAGAAUACGUCUUGAGAGUCCUGGCGGUCCAGUUAUUGAUGUUGAUCUGGAGGAAGACGGCUUGGAGGACGAGGAUACUCUAGAACCCAAGCGCGCAAAGAAACGAUCUACAACUCCUUUCAGAGUUGGUGGGCGCGGCGGCUCUGCCAGGGGACGCGGACGUGGAGGCAGAGGAGGCAUCACCCUUAUUCAACGGCUCGGAAUGGCAGCCAGCAGUCCAGCAUCCGACUUCAAUGAUGACCAUCCGCAGUGGUCCAUAGAGCAUUCUCCUCCUCCAGUCCCUCCCAUUCCUAUUAAUUUCGACCAAGCUGAUGAGGAGGAGCAAUCCCAAUUCUUCAGUGGAGAUAUACCCGCAGACUUACAACAGCUGCAGCUCGAGGACCUCAACGAUAAUGAGCGAAAUAUCUCUCGUUCGCCGUCUCCCACGCCCCUGGAACCUCCUUCCAAUCGCACGAGUGUUGACGGUAUGGACCCUGCGUUCGCCAAUGUGCUCAAACGGGUUCCUUCCAACGGUUCAUCUUACAGUGGCAGUCCAUUGCGCCACGCGGUUUUAGGUCGCUCAGCACGUGGUGGCACUAUUGGGCGACGGCCAAGAGGUGGCCUGGCAUACAAGGAAGCACGCCCACCGUCACUUGUAGACGCACCAGAAGUUCUCGCUGCUGAGCUCGGCGUGGACGAUUCUCUUAAGGGGUAUCACUCUUCUCCAAUCAAAAGCGAACAGAUUGUCGAGGAGGACGAGUUCCCAAGCUCGAAGCGGGAUUCAGUCGAGACAGCCGAAUUUGGUUGCCAGACGGAGAUAUUUGAGGAGGAAAAGACUAUCAUCAUUUCUGAGGCACAUGUUUCCCAGCAGUUGCCACCACCCAUUCAUAUUUCCCCUGCAACUGUAGACAUGGGCGUGCAGUCUCAUUCUGAACCUAUACCCAUCAAGAGAGAGACUAUGGACGUGAUGAUGCAGACCGAUGAAGAGCCCGUGGUCGCCAUACAAAAGUCGGAGAUGGGCAUGCAACAUUCUCCUCAAGACACUCCCAUUCCCCUCGCGUCGACUGCUGUCCUUGUUGAAAGUGGUGUGGGUACUGACCCUGAUCUCCAGCCCAUAGCGCCUCUUAUGGUUCAGGCUCAAGUUCAGACUCUUGCCGUUGAAAAAUUGGAUAUGGACAGCCAGACAAUGCCCCAAUCCCCCGUUAUCAAAUCAUUCGGAAUGGGAGUUCCAUCUGGGAUUGUCGCUGGCGAGAUGGGACGCCGAACAACAGUCACGCAAUAUGACUUGUCGUUAGCACAAUCAGCAGGCGAUACCACCAUUACACGGAACUUCUUGGCUGAAGUGGGUGACGAGGAGGAGGAAGAUGAUGGUGAUCAGACCGAGACGGGUGCUGAUACUGAUACGGAUGCGGACAUGGAUGACUACCACGAUGCUAGGCAGAGCAUAAUGAUGUCGACACCAUCUGGUGCAGAGUCGCGCGAAGAUUUCCACUCAGUUCUGACGAUGACGGACAACGACUACUCCGACUCUGAAGACGAUGGGGAGAGCAUCAAGGCAUCGAGGAUUUCAAGUCGUGCCACAGGAUCAUUCUCUAUCGAUGAGCAGCGGCCCCUGUCGACCUCCUCGUUCUACGACGAUGUUCCUACAAGAACCGUAUCGUAUGAGACAGUGGGCGUUUCAGCCGACCUGUUUGAACCGCCUGAGCCCAUCUUGAUUGAACCGCCUAAGCCUGAAGUCAAGGAGAUGUCCAUUCAGACCGAUGAAUGGACUCCUCCAGCACCACCUCCAGUCAUCCCUCCAGUUUCACCCCCCAUUGUGCCAGCAUCUGCCCCUGGUCUUUAUAGAGUUGGAUCGGCAAAACAACAAUUCCAAUUUGUCCUUCCACCACCACCUCAAUCGACAUCUUCCUUGGGGCCCUCUUCUUCAGCGGGCGCUGUACCUUCGCCUGUAACCACUCCCCUCUCUGGGGUCUUCCGCGACUCUGCUGCAACCUUGAGUCGUUCGAGAACUUCUACAUCAGACAGGCGUCAAUCGAUCGAAUCAAUGUUUUCGUCAAGUGUUGGAGGCGAAGAUUUACAUAGCCACUCUCGUGUGAGCUCGAGUGGUCUACUCAGUGUGGUCGAUAAGACAAAGCCUCCAAUGAUGGCUCUUCCUCCACCUCCCAAGCUCCCCCCUCCACCGAAGAGCAUGCCACCCCCCAAUUUUAUACCAGAAAGACGUAUACCCACUGGCUCUACAGGGUCAUACGAUGUACCUCCUCCCCGGCCGUCAUCUCCUCCUCCCCCAGAGCUUAUUCAGCGCGCAACAACGCCAACAUUUGGUGCCGUGCUCAACCUUCCAGGUGGAAAAGCAAAUUAUUUCCGCCAAGGUGGAUCAAGCAUGCCUCCCUCUCAAGCUGGACUUCGCCAACCCCCGUCCACCAGCAGUUUCAGAUCUGCUGCCAACGCCGCCGCUUAUGCGCAGGCCUCCCAAGCUCCUCACAAUGCUUUGUCAUCUCACAGCGUCAGGGAACACGAGAGGCGGGAGUUUUCCACGGUUUCCCUUGUGUCGGAGAGAACUAGGCCAUCGCCCCGCUCGUCAAUGUCGUCUGACCACAAUCCUUAUGUAGAGGCUUCACCAAGAAGCAAUGGCCCGGCAUCGCCCAACAAAACAGCCGAUAUCACUCCACGUGCCAACAACGCUCAGUCAACAGAUCCUGCUGUUAUCCACGCCAUCACCCAGACGAUGAUUGGUGAAUUCCUAUAUAAAUACACCCGUCGCGCCAUCGGUAAGGGACACGGGGAGAGGAGGCACAAGCGCUUCUUCUGGGUGCAUCCGUAUACAAAAACACUAUACUGGAGCUCUGCAGAUCCUGGUUCAUCCAAUGUAUCAGAAUCGAGCGCGAAGAGUGCUUAUAUUGAAGGUGUUCGAUCAGUUCUUGAUCCCAACCCCAUGCCUCCUGGUUUGUAUCAGUAUAGCGUCGUCAUUUCCACAGCCCAGCGAGAGAUGAAGAUUACCGCGCCUACAAAGGAUAGGCAUGAUAUCUGGCUCAACGCUUUAAAAUACCUGCUCUCGCGACCGAGCAAUACCAACAUGACGUCUCCUGGGGAUCGGACCGUGAUCCCGCAAAGUCCCAAUGAGUAUACAGACGAUGAACGCCGGCCGCCGAUGGUGUCAAGCCCUGAGAGCCAGCGCAGCGCCCGGAGUCAGGAGGCUUGGAAUAUUACGCCUCGCGGACAACGGAGUCGAUCCCAACUUUCCGUCGGCGGGUCCGUUAGUAAACGCUCCGGAACACCUGCCCUUGAAUACCUGAGGUGGAAUGGCCCUGAGAGCCCAUAUAGUCCAGAUAAAUCCUUCGUGGAUGUUCCUGGCCAUGAUGAUGACGACUUGGAUUUCGAGCUUCAUGGCAACUCACAGUCUGACGAUGGGUUUGAAGGAUUAGAGAAUGUUCGCGCAUGCUGUGAUGGUCGUCAUACCGUAGGCCAUUCCGGAAGGCAUCAUAACCACAGUCAUCACAAUCACGCUACUGUUAGCCACCGUCGCAGCACUGACAACCAACAUCUCAAUCCUCAUCCUCAACAACAGGAACGUCCUUCCUCGCCUGCGUGGUCAUUCCGGUCAAGGACAGGUAGCGCCCAAUCACACGAGGGUGGUAUCUUUUCAUGGGGCCGUGGCGACGAUGGCAAGCUCCGAUUUGGCUCUCGGAGGUCCACCAAAACAUCAGUGCCAAUCCACGACUAAAGUAAUAAUCUAUAAAUUUGCUGUUUCACUGCUCACACUCCCUGGAUCUGGUCGUCUUUCUUUCCUCGUUAUUUUGGCCGGUGUUAUGCUCAAGCUAUGAUCCUUUUAGUUGGCUCAUCAAUUAACCCUCCUUUUCUUUUAUUUCAUCUUCUGUUCGCUGUAGCCAGUUAUCUUGUGUCAUCACCACAACUGAAUAUCAUUCCUUUAAUUAGUUAA